ACAAAGAGAUUGGAAUAACUAACACCAUUUUUCACUUCAAAGGCAAAAAAUUAGUCAAAUCGUUCCUUUUCCACAACCAUAGAAAAGAAAAGAAAAAAAAAAUCAACAUGGACACAACUCCUUACACUCCAAACAACCUUUCACCACACUUAACCACCUUCCACUCCAAUAAUAACCAAAACCAUGAUACCAUUGACGAGGUUGCAGCGUUAGAUAACAUGCACCGGAGCAACCACAGCCACACCUCCACCAGCCGUUCCUCCGACGCAAGCGAAACCACCGAAGACGCCAACAAAUGGGCCUCGAGACUUCUCAGAGAGUGCGCAAAAGCCAUAUCAGAACGCGACUCCACCAAAACGCACCAUCUCCUAUGGAUGCUCAACGAACUAGCUUCUCCUUAUGGCGAUUGCGACCAAAAACUGGCUUCAUACUUCUUGCAAGCAUUGUUCUGCAAAGCCACCGAGUCCGGCGAGAGAUGCUACAAAACGCUCUCCUCCGUGGCGGAGAAGAACCACUCCUUCGACUCCAUGCGGAAGCUGAUUCUGAAAUUCCAAGAGGUUAGCCCUUGGACCACGUUCGGCCACGUGGCGUCCAACGGCGCCAUCCUCGAGGCCUUGGAAGGCGAGCCCAAGCUCCACAUCAUCGACAUCAGCAACACUCUCUGCACGCAGUGGCCAACGUUACUAGAAGCCUUGGCCACACGAAACGAUGAAACACCCCACUUGAAACUCACCGUUUUAGCGUUUGCUGGCUCGGUCAUGAAGGAGGUAGGUCAACGCAUGGAGAAGUUCGCGAGACUCAUGGGAGUGCCAUUCCAAUUCAACGUGAUCAACGGCUUAAGCGAAAUCACGAAAGAAGGAUUAGGGAUUGCAGAAGACGAAGCCGUGGCUGUGAAUUGCGUUGGAGCUUUACGAAGAGUGGAAGUGGAAGAAAGAGAAAAUCUAAUUCGUGCUUUCAAGUCUCUGAGUCCUAAGGUUGUCACCGUCGUGGAGGAAGAAGCCGAUUUUCGGGGCUCCGGCGAGGAUUUUCUGAAAUGUUUCGAGGAGUGUCUUAGAUUCUACACUCUCUACUUCGAGAUGCUGGAGGAGAGUUUCGCGGCCACGAGCAACGAGAGGUUGAUGCUGGAGAGGGAGUGUUCGAGGAGCAUUGUUAGGGUUUUGGCUUGUUGUGGCGAGGAGGUUGAAGAUGGUGGAGAGUGUGAGAGAAGAGAGAGAGGGACACAAUGGUGUGAGAGGCUGAGGAAUGUUUUUUCGCCGUUUGGAUUCAGCGAUGACGUGGUGGAUGAUGUGAAAGCGUUGCUGAAGAGGUACCAGCCAGGGUGGUCGCUGGUGGUGUCUCAGGGAGAGGAUCAUGUUUCAGGAAUUUACUUGACAUGGAAGGAGGAACCAGUGAUUUGGGCUUCAGCAUGGAAACCCUAGAAAUUCAAAAAUGUACUCCAAUUCAACAUGUAUGUAUGUUACUAUGUGUAUUAUUAUAUUAUAAAUAUAUAUUUGUGUUUGGUAGCUAGCAAUACUAUAUAGAUAACCUUAAAACCAAGGGAGUGAUGAGAAGUACACUGGAAAUUAAGGUGCUCUAUAUACUAGUAGCAAGUAUUAGCAAUGGAUCAUGGAUCGAUAUAUAUGGAAAGUGAUGAUGAUGACGACCAUGAUAUUAUGGAUUUUUCCUUUUUAACUUUGUCUUGUGAUACUUUGUAAUCUUUCUCCUGUCCAACACUCCUUUAUAAAGAGGAAGCUUUUUGCUUGGGAGUUUGUGUUGUUAAGCUUUACACUUUUAUAUUAUAAUUAAGGUCAUUGCUUUGCUCUUGUU
Molecule: messenger RNA, 1806 nt
Organism: Cajanus cajan (pigeon pea)
Lineage: Eukaryota; Viridiplantae; Streptophyta; Magnoliopsida; Fabales; Fabaceae
Product: protein SHORT-ROOT
Source: RefSeq, a predicted model, not a curated record